Salvia splendens (bonfire salvia) is the source of this 1881-nucleotide messenger RNA. RefSeq names its product E3 ubiquitin-protein ligase BIG BROTHER-like. Gene Ontology annotation, molecular function: ubiquitin conjugating enzyme binding; ubiquitin-protein transferase activity. The transcript is spliced from 7 exons. The coding region runs from base 426 to 1058 and encodes 210 amino acids. The record is from RefSeq and is a predicted model, not a curated record. Gene Ontology annotation, biological process: negative regulation of organ growth; protein ubiquitination; floral organ development. NCBI's taxonomy places the organism in Eukaryota, Viridiplantae, Streptophyta, Magnoliopsida, Lamiales, Lamiaceae.
ACCAAAUCUGGUGAUUAAUAAAAUGUCAAUGUCAAAUUAGGGAAUUUAAUAUUAAUAAGAAGGAGAAGGAGAAGGAGAAGGGGACCAAAAACCAAGAAAUUGGAUUUGUAGAUAUUGUUGGUACGGUGUAGGUGUAGGUGUAGGGCAAAGAUUUUUGCAGACAGUAUUUUGGGGAAUCGGCUGUGCCUGCUCCUCGAUCCCCAUCUCCAUCUUCCAACAUUUCACUCUUUCACACUUUGUAUUAUUUUAUUCAUUUUUAAUUGAAAAGGUUGAAAGAGAGUGUAUGUACAAAGUAGGGGAGGUUGGCGUGUAGUGCAGGUGCAAUUCGCCACAAGCAAAGCAAAGCCAGACGAGACCACUGGCACACUUAAGAGAGAAAACACGCUGCCACACCCAUCACUCUCCCUCUCUCUCUCUCUCUCUGUAUGUGUGAAUCUACACCCAACAUCUGUAGCACCAAAUGCAUACACCCCCGCUAUUAUCUGACAAGAAUGAACGAGAAUGAGCAAGUGGUGCAUUACGUGGACAGCAGCUACUCCUACCCUGUCUCUGAGGGUUAUGUUGAUUUCUUCGGCGGUGUGCCGACAGUCCCUUUGAGUUAUCUCAACUUCGCCUCUAUGCAUGAUCAGGAAGCUUUAUAUUGGUCAAUGCACAUGAAUUCAUAUAAAUAUGGACAACCUGAUCCAGAGGGUAUCUAUUAUGGAUUCUAUGAAGGCAAUGACCUUGCCCCAAGAAUGGAUUCUAACAGGAGAGUUUGGGAAUAUUCUUCAAUUGCAACCGCAGAAGAUCCUAUAACUGUAGAUAUUCCUCCUGAACAAAGUGUGGUUUCUGAAGUGCAUUCUAUUCCCGAGGAAAGACUACCAAAUGAUCAAGAUGCUGCCAAUGAUGAGGUUGCAUGGCAAGAUGAUAUUAACCCUGAUACCAUGACGUAUGAGGAACUGCUUGAUUUAGGCGAGGCAGUGGGAACUCAAAGUCGAGGACUUUCCCAAGAGCUCAUUGAUCUUCUUCCGACCUCAAAACACAAGUCUGGCGGAAUUUUCUCAAGGAAAAAAAUCUGAAGAGAGAUGUGUCAUUUGCCAGAUGCGAUAUAAAAGAGGGGACAGACAAAUCAAUUUACCGUGUAAGCAUGCCUACCACUCUCAUUGUGGCUCCAAAUGGCUUAGCAUCAACAAGGUACUUCGACACCAUCUUUAAAAUCCCAAGUGUGUUUUAUUAAGAGCAUGUUCCACUUCUUUCCAGACAUGUCCAGUAUGCAACAGAUGAGCACACGCACACAAACUGAGUGAAAGUUGCAUAGAGAAGAGGUGCUGUUUAUUGCACAUUUAUGCUCUCUCUCAUACGUAGAAGCUAUGCAGAGUGUAAUAGUGUGUAGUUUAGAAAAUCUACUUAUAUUUUUUUUAAAGAGUGGCAUCCAAUUUUUUGUUUUCUAACGCUCAGAAACUGCAAUCCACAGUUUUACAAAGAGAAACUAAAAUUAACAUUAGUUUUACAAAGAGAAGUGACAACAGUAUUCAAGCAUCUUAUUUAUUUGCGUUAUGAAGUACACGAGGUUCAAAACAUUGCGUAAAGUAUAACUUCUUUGAAUAACUGUAAUUUAAUGAAGCAGCUCAUUUUUUCUUCUUCUUUUUCUUUUUCUUUUUCUUGUGUGACGAAAAUUUAGUUGGAGCAAGAGUCCGCUGUUCGAUCAUUCUUUUUCUCCAUGUGGAAUUCUGUAACUUUCUAUCUAUAUUUGUCACUCUAAGACGGCAUGGCAUGAAUCCCUUAAAAUUCGACUUGACUCAUUUAUGGGAAGGAGGAAGUUGACUAGUCUUUUUAUAUGAAAAUAUAUUUUUUCUGUUCCAAGGUAGUUAAGUUGUAUUCUUUCCCCACCAUUUUUCCACA